AUGGCUGAAAAUUCACCGAAACGCAUCAUUGCAACAGCGGGCCUAGCCGCAAAGAUCAUGGUGUUGACCGCGCUUGACCAUGUCUACUUGGCGGCGGCCGCGGAGGCCCAGGCGGUGCCGACCUGUGGCUUCCAGGUCGGCGGCGCUGUUUGCGGUGACGGCCGCUGCUGCAGCAGGUUCGGCUACUGCGGGUCCGGUCCAGCCUACUGCGGCUUCGGCUGUCAGAGCAACUGUCAUGAGGGUCCUGCGCCCGCACCCACACCCACUCUCGCUGGCGUGGAGCUGGUGAAGGUAGGCGAGCAGUGUGGCAUUCAGGCUGGCGGCGCCAUGUGCGCUAACAACCUUUGCUGCAGCCAGUUCGGCUUCUGCGGGCUCGGCGCCAAGUAUUGUGGCGUUGGCUGCCAGAGCCAGUGCUCGGGGCCAUGA
Molecule: messenger RNA, 426 nt
Organism: Panicum virgatum (switchgrass)
Lineage: Eukaryota; Viridiplantae; Streptophyta; Magnoliopsida; Poales; Poaceae
Product: agglutinin isolectin 2-like
Exons: 1
Coding region: 1-426 (141 amino acids)
Molecular function (GO): chitin binding
Source: RefSeq, a predicted model, not a curated record